Nerophis lumbriciformis (worm pipefish) is the source of this 3342-nucleotide messenger RNA. Its product is annotated as single-minded homolog 1-like. Gene Ontology annotation, biological process: regulation of transcription by RNA polymerase II. NCBI's taxonomy places the organism in Eukaryota, Metazoa, Chordata, Actinopteri, Syngnathiformes, Syngnathidae. The record is from RefSeq and is a predicted model, not a curated record. Gene Ontology annotation, molecular function: protein dimerization activity; DNA-binding transcription factor activity, RNA polymerase II-specific; RNA polymerase II transcription regulatory region sequence-specific DNA binding.
CGGGGCACGAAUGCCACUCGUUGCGCGUCCCGAUAAUUUGGGGAGGUGUAUUCCACGCACGGCCCCCUUCGCUCGCCUUUCCAGGUGGAACUCCGGGAGGAGCUGGUAAAAAAAAAAAAAAAAAAAAAAGGAAAAAGGGGGAACUUAACCGGCACCACUCGGCCGACCCGGUUCAGGACAGGUGAAAUUCCCAGCAGGCCGCGCGGUGCUGGAUGCAAGACAACAUGUUGGAUGCAUGAUCUCAGGAAUACCAAACAAGCUGGAUUCGAUCCCUAAAGCACAUUUUUUCCUUGUGAUAAAGAACAAUAAGUAGGGGGGGUUUGCAGGGAAUUAAGAAUAUAGUGACCAUGACGAGGAGGCAAAGCGCGCCGCUGAUGUGAAGGAGCAACAUAUCCGCAUGCAAGCCAGGAGCCACCAGUGAGCGCCGACAUGAAGGAGAAGUCCAAAACGGCUGCAAGGACUAGACGGGAAAAGGAGAACAGUGAAUUUUACGAACUGGCCAAAAUGUUGCCUUUGCCGUCGGCCAUUACGUCACAACUGGACAAAGCGUCCAUCAUCAGACUGACCACCAGCUACCUGAAGAUGAGGAUAGUCUUCCCGCAGGGUUUGGGCGAAGCUUGGGGCGUAACGAAUCGAUCACGAACUUUGGACGUCGGACGUGAGCUGGGGUCUCAUUUAUUGCAGACAUUGGAUGGCUUUAUUUUUGUUGUCGCUCCGGAUGGAAAAAUAAUGUACAUUUCAGAGACAGCUUCCGUCCAUUUAGGACUGUCCCAGGUAGAGUUGACCGGAAACAGUAUUUAUGAAUACGUGCACCCCGCCGACCAUGACGAGAUGACAGCGGUUCUGACGCCCCAUCAGCCCUACCACCCACAUUUUGUACAAGAGUAUGAAGUGGAGCGCUCUUUUUUUCUGAGGAUGAAAUGCGUGCUGGCCAAAAGAAACGCAGGCCUUACUAGUGGUGGAUACAAGGUGAUCCACUGCAGCGGCUACCUGAAGAUCCGUCAGUACAGUUUAGACAUGGCCCCUUUUGAGGGCUGCUACCAGAACGUGGGCCUGGUGGCCGUGGGACACUCUCUGCCCCCCAGCGCCGUGACCGAAAUCAAGCUGCACAGCAACAUGUUUAUGUUCCGAGCCAGUUUGGACAUGAAGCUCAUCUUCCUGGACUCCAGGGUCGCCGAGCUGACAGGUUACGAGCCGCAGGACUUGAUUGAGAAAACUUUGUACCACCACGUGCACAGCUGCGACAUCUUUCACCUCCGCUGUGCCCAUCACCUUUUGCUGGUGAAGGGCCAAGUCACCACUAAGUAUUACCGUUUCCUGGCUAAGCACGGCGGAUGGGUGUGGGUGCAGAGUUACGCCACCAUCGUCCACAACAGCAGGUCGUCGAGGCCGCACUGCAUAGUCAGCGUCAACUACGUCCUCACGGAGACGGAAUACAAGGGAAUGCAGCUGUCCCUGGACCAAAUGAGCCCCACCAAGCCUGCUUUUCCUUACACUGACAGUCUAAGCGAAGACAGGAAGAGCACAAAGUCACGUCUGACCCAAGCAAAGGCCAAAGUAAGAGUGUCGCCCUACCCGCAGCAGUUCUCUGCAUUCAACCCAGAGCGUUCUGAGUCAGACCAGGACAGCCAAUGGGGAGGGAGCCCGCUGACGGAGUCGGCCUCGCCGCAGUUGUUGGACCCGAGCGAGGCCGCCGAGGCAUCGUGCGCCUACAGACUGUAUCCGGAAUCGGGCUCUCUGUGCUACGGCCUGGGUCUAUUGGAGGAGGAUCUCGCUCAUACCCAGAAUCGUCCUCACGCGACCGCCUGCGAUCGGGCUCGAUGCCAAAGCGGGCGCUACUUCUUGGGAGCCCCCCAGUCGGGGAGAGAGAUGUGGUGGGACGCCACCCGCUCGGUGCUGUCCCUACCGAAACCAUCUGCGGAGAACAGCGAGGGCUUCGAAAUCACGUCCUACCAUGGAGCCUUUCACGGACGAGGCCACUGGGAUGAAGACAGUGUCAUGAGUUCCCCGGAUGGCGGAGGGUCCACCAGUGAUUCCGGCGAGCGCUACCACCAGGACCACUUCCAAGGUAGCCCUCGAGAGCCCAGCAAGAUGGAGACCCUUAUCCGUGCUACACAACAGAUGAUCAAAGAGGAAGAGAGUCGCCUGCAGCAGCACAAGCCUCCAUUGGACGUUUCAAGCCUCACUAAGACUCACAGUCCGUGUUUCACCUCCUCCCUGCCUCAUCACUCGCAAAUCAGCAUGCCCAGCAGCGUGGUCUGCCGGGGUCCAGGAGCCCCGAGCAUCGACCUCCCGUCUGAACGCCUCCACCAUCGGAUCAAACCGCCCGGACCUCACGAAAACAACGAUGAAAACACAACCAGUCCUGGCUCUUUGUCUCGCCUCAGCAGCCCAAGCUCUGACGGCAUCCCCAAGUCCGGUCUCCCCCUCAAUAAAGACUACAUGCAGACCGAUUUGUCUCCACAUCCGUCGCAAUCGCAAGGGAGCCCUUUGCUCUAUCCAUCCCAGGAGAGGCAGCCCCUAGACAGGCAAGCGGCGUACGCAUUGACUGGGUACUCACUGGAACACCUGUAUGACACGGAGAGCCUCAGGAGUUACACCGGACUUGCUUGUGGAGGAGUCCAGUACGACGUGGCGUCACACAUGAGGAUGCAGGCGGAGCAGAUGCAGGGACACAAAGCCACCUCUGUGAUUAUAACCAACGGGAGCUGACAAUAUCUGAUCCUGAUAGGUCUCUAAAAUGAGGGAUUGUUCUAGGCACUGGAGCAUGUUCUUGUCCGCAGGAAGCCAAGAGGUAAAGGUCGACAUUUUUUUCCUCCUCUACACCGGGAGAAGAGUGUUAUUUUAAUGGCGGUGAACUGAAUUCCCUUCUUCCUGCAGAGGCCAAGACCAAGGUUCCGAGUCUGGUUAAACAUCAAGCCGAUGUUUACGGCUCAAAUGUCUCACGCGCAAUUGGCUUUGUUAGUUAAUCUGUCUUGGAUUUCCUUUGGCCGUAGGAGAAUGUGUUGCCCCAUCGCCCUUUCACCUGAGAGAAGCAGGAAUAAUGUUUGACACCACAUGGGAAAGUAUUUCAAAAGUGUAUAAUGUCAACGGGGUCCUUGUCUUUUUUGUCUUUAGGUCCGAAAAAGAGUAGUUACGGUGUUUGACUAACAACGGGAACACAGCUUCUGAUUGUAAAACUGUCCAACAUACAGCCCCAAAUAUUGUUUGUGUAUAUAUCACUUAAAACAACAAUGUUUACAUCUGAGGAUACAAACAUCCCCCAUGUUGUUACCUCAUGUAACAUAAGUACAAUAUUAUUUGGAAUCCGGUUUCACAUGCAAAAUGUUUGUCGUGAUCUAA